This is a messenger RNA of Lathyrus oleraceus (garden pea), 747 nucleotides long. RefSeq lists its product as uncharacterized. Gene Ontology annotation, biological process: double-strand break repair via homologous recombination; response to ionizing radiation; mitotic G2/M transition checkpoint. Gene Ontology annotation, molecular function: DNA binding. Lineage: Eukaryota; Viridiplantae; Streptophyta; Magnoliopsida; Fabales; Fabaceae. Gene Ontology annotation, cellular component: SOSS complex. Bases 216 to 629 code for a protein of 137 amino acids. The transcript is spliced from 2 exons. The record is from RefSeq and is a predicted model, not a curated record.
GCUGCUUCAACAGUACAAAAUCCUUCAAAUCUUUCAUCUCUUUCAAAUCAACCGCUCUUCUCAUCUCGCCGACAGCCUUCACGUCCACCGCACCGUCGUCUUCUUCAUCGGUGUACCAUUCCUUGACGACGGUAACUACGCCGACGAUACGACGAGCCUUCGUACCGGAGUGGUAGAAGAAGCAGAGAUCGUUGAUUGACAUUGAUUUCAGGAAGAUGAUUGUUCUCAAAGACAUUGUGCCUGCUGCUCAAAACAACAUAGACACUAAAUUUAUAAUCUUGGAGAAGGGGAAGACAACACUUGAAGGGCAAAAUAAAGUGUGUUUGGCGCUUGUAGCUGAUGAGACUGCGGCGGUUCAUUUUCAGCUUUGGGGAGAUGAGUGUGAUGCUUUUGAUUCAGGUGAUAUAAUUCAUCUAACUAAUGGCAUAUUUUCCUAUCAGCGCAGCAACCUUAUCUUAAGGGCGGGUAAGAGAGGGAAGUUAGAGAAGAUAGGAGAGUUUACUAUGUCCUAUGUUGAGACACCAAACAUGAGUGAGAUUCAUUGGAUUCCAGAUCCAACUAAUUCUAAGAAGUAUAUGCAGGAGCGUGUAAUAUCUCCUCAUUCACGCAUUUUCCCCCCAAUUUUGUAGUUUGAUACAUUUUUACUCUCAGCAAAACUUACCAACUUGUUUGUUGAUAAACCUACCUUUUAGUUUUAUUUGUACACUUUCAUUCACCUUGCAAAAAGGAAGGCAGUCUUUUUUAUUA